Messenger RNA from Akanthomyces muscarius, 966 nucleotides. RefSeq lists its product as uncharacterized. Gene Ontology annotation, cellular component: ribosome. The record is from RefSeq and is a predicted model, not a curated record. The coding region runs from base 1 to 966 and encodes 321 amino acids. Gene Ontology annotation, molecular function: structural constituent of ribosome. The transcript has 3 exons. Gene Ontology annotation, biological process: translation. NCBI's taxonomy places the organism in Eukaryota, Fungi, Ascomycota, Sordariomycetes, Hypocreales, Cordycipitaceae.
AUGGCCGCCAGAACCACAGGAUGCCUCUCCGAGGCCUUGGCCGCGCUGAGGAUAUCGGCAACCAAGCCUGCCGUGGCCAGCAAGACCUUUACUCGAUCGAUGGUUACCGAGUCGCCAGCUUCUGACAUUACGAGAUCUGCCUCGACACCCCAGAACAUUAUCCAAUCGUGGAACCCAAUCGCCACCGUCCCCGUCACGAUUCACAACUUCCCCGAGCUCGAGCCGACAUCCCUCGAGCAGUGGUCCGUCAACCACCUCUUCCUGCCGCUGCGCCGGGACCUGCUUUACAGCGCCGUCGUCUUCGAGGGCGACAACACCCGGCAGGGCACCGCCUCGAGCAAGACGCGCUACGACGUCCACGGCUCGCACCGCAAGAUCCGUCCGCAAAAGGGCUCCGGCCGCGCGCGCCUCGGCACGCGCCAGAGUCCGUCCAUCAAGGGCGGUGGCAAGACCUUUGGCCCGCACCCACGCGAUUUCGGCACCAAGCUCAACCGCAAGGUCUACGACAAGGCCUGGCGCACCGCCCUCAGCUACCGCUACCGCCGCGGCGAGCUCGUCGUCUGCGAGGACGGCAUGGAGCUCGCCGUGCCCGAGGAUUUCGCGCGCGUCGCCCACUACUUCAAGGACGGCCUGCGUGAGGCUUACCUCGAAAAGUACAUGCGCGGCGUGCUCGCGGCGCUGCGCCUCGGCAAGCAGGACGGCCGCACGCUGUUCGUCACGGGGACACGCCGCGACUGGCUGUACGGCGCCAUGGAGAGCCUGCCGCACGAGGGCCGGGCGCUGGACCUGCCGGACGUGGACGUCAAGGACCUGCUCGAGACGGGCAAGGUCGUCAUGGAGAGAAGCGUGCUCAAGGAGAUGAUUGAGCAGCACCAGAGUGACUUGGUCACCCGUAUCGCGGUCGGUGGCUUGCCGACAACGGGCCAGCCUACCAAGGGACCUCAGAUUGGCGAGAGAGUCCUAUGA